Molecule: messenger RNA, 1838 nt
Organism: Myripristis murdjan (pinecone soldierfish)
Lineage: Eukaryota; Metazoa; Chordata; Actinopteri; Holocentriformes; Holocentridae
Exons: 15
Coding region: 42-1838 (598 amino acids)
Cellular component (GO): membrane
Source: RefSeq, a predicted model, not a curated record
ACAGUUUUAUAUAAAACAGUUUGUCAUUUCUGCCUGUAGACAUGGGUAGACGUGUGAUUUUCUUGGUGCUCCUAGCUGUGCUGCUGCUGGACUUUACAGAGGGUGCAGAGAAACAAGUAUACGGUGCAGAUGGAGGUAAACUCGUAUUGGAGUCACCCAUUCCUGCUGAGUUCAAGCCCCUGACAAGCAUCCUGUGGAAACAUAAUCGCAACAUGGUGGUGGAAUGGAUUGAGAAAUUAGAAAGUAUGGAGUACUACGGAGCAUUUCACGGCCACACAACCCUGGAUAGAAAGACUGCUCGUUUGGAGAUCGACAAUUUGACUCUUGUCUAUAGUGGGGUGUAUUCUUUGGAGUUAAAUGGACAACUCCAGAGUGAGACAUACAUGGUUACUGUGAUCAAGAAAGUCCCAAAGCCCACGGUGACAGUUGAGCCACUGUUUUGUUCUUCCACCUCAUCUCUUUGCAAACUGAGCUGCAAGGGAGGGAUCCCAGAGGCUGAACCAAUCACCUACAGCUGGAGGCCAAAUACAGGAAACUGGACUGAGUCAAGUAAACUGUUGAACAUCACCAACGAUGACAACCGUGUUGAAAGUUUCUUCUGCCAAAUGAAGAACCCAGUUAGUGAGGAAGAGAGCGAGCCAUGGAAGAAUGUAUUCUACCCAGAGAAAGUCCCAAAGCCCACGGUGGCACUGGAGCCACUGUCUUGUUCUCCCUCCUCACCACCCUGCGCUCUGAGCUGUAACGGAGGGAUCCCAGAGGCUGAACCAAUCACCUACAGUUGGAGGCGAGAUACAGGAGACUGGGCUGAGUCAAGUAAACUGUUGAACAUCACCAACGAUGAUGACCGUGUUGAAAAUUUCUUCUGCCAAAUGAAGAACCCAGUUAGUGAGGAAGAGACUUUCAUAUCACAAAGGAUCUUUACAUUACGUGGUGGAUUUGAUAAUGAAAUAGAUGAACUUGACCUUUACUUUAAUGUGCUGGCUGGGGUGAUGGCUGCAUUUCUUCCAUUCUUUUCACUGGGUUUUGCUGUUAUAUCAGGAAAGAUCUUUUCAUUCCUUAGCAGAUUUGACAAUGAAAUAGGUACACUUCUGAUUUCCCUUGGUGUGCUGGUUGGGGUGAUGGCUUCAAUUCCUCUAUUUAUUUUGCUGGUUUAUUAUACGCUUUCCUUUGAUGUGAUGACUGUGGUGAUGGCUGUAGUUUCUCUGGGUUGUUCUGUGGGUUCUGCUGUUAUAGCAGGAAAGAUCUUUUCAUUACGUGGUGGAUUUGUCAGUGAAAUGGAUGAACUUCUGCUUUCCUUUGGUGUGCUGGUUGGGGUGAUGGCUAUAGUUCUUCCAUUUAUUUUGAUGAUCAGUUUUUUUGUAGGAGCACAUAUCACUGAAAAAGAUGAACUUCUGCGUUCCCUUGGUGUGAUGGCUGUGGUGCUGGCUGUAGUUUUUCUGGGUGGUUCUGUGGGUUCUGCUGUUAUAGCAGUAAAGGUCUUUUCAUUACGUAGCAGAAUUUUGCGUGAAAGAGUGGCUGUGACUCCAGAAGAGGAGGAGGCUUUGGAGGGUUCAGGUGCUCCGACUCCAGCAGAGAAGGAGGCUUUGGAGGGUCCAGGUGCUCCGACUCCAGCAGAGAAGGAGGCUUUGGACGGUCCAGGUGCUCCGACUCCAGCAGAGAAGGAGGCUUUGGAGGGUCCAGGUGCUCCGACUCCAGCAGAGGAGGCUUUGGAGGGUCCAGGUGCUCCGACUCCAGCAGAGGAGGCUUUGGAGGGUCCAGGUGCUCCGACUCCAGCAGAGGAGGCUGAGGAGGGUCCAGGUGCUCUGACUCCUGCAGAGGAGGAGGCUGCGAUGCUAUGA